Molecule: messenger RNA, 702 nt
Organism: Colletotrichum tamarilloi
Lineage: Eukaryota; Fungi; Ascomycota; Sordariomycetes; Glomerellales; Glomerellaceae
Product: C6 zinc finger domain-containing protein
Exons: 3
Coding region: 1-702 (233 amino acids)
Biological process (GO): regulation of DNA-templated transcription
Molecular function (GO): zinc ion binding; DNA-binding transcription factor activity, RNA polymerase II-specific
Source: RefSeq, a predicted model, not a curated record
AUGGCGCCAUCACCAGAGCCGCGCACCUCUGCUGGUGCGUCAGAGAGCCUCGACGACAAUAGCGCCGGCAGCGGCAGCACCAGGCGAUACUGCUGGGAAUGUCAGCGCCGGGGCUUGGUCUGCGAUUCUAAACGUCCGGUAUGCUCCAGGUGCAAGCUUAGCGGCAUAGUGUGCCCUGGGUAUGAGAACGUGAAGCCUUUGACCUGGGUGACCCCUAAUCAGGUCACGACGCGGACAUGGAGGGGCGGACGAAAACCGAAAACUGAUAAAAUCGACAUCGCCAAGAAGGGUUUGAAAGGCAGCGGCAAAAAAAAGGCGAUACCGAAGAUUCCAGAAGAAGAAGGUCGCCGGGUAAAGCUCAUCCAUGUAUUUCCCGGACAAGAGCUCCGGACGGAAACAUGCGACAUUGCUGAGGCUUCAAUUUAUUGGAACGAACAGGUUUACCCAUACUUCUACGAGAACCAGCUCACUAAGAGCCCGUGGGUUGUACCAAUUUCCCACAUCCACGCUAUGAAACCAUACCGACGGCAUGGCCUAGUCACUAUGGCAAUCGAGCACCGGAUGUCACGCCUAUCGCCUGCAAGGAAUGACGCUUACGCAAUUGAGGUCAGAGCUAGGGCCUAUCAGCAUCGUCUUACAGCGAUCCAGGCUUUAAAUAAGGACAUCGAGAACGAGACUUAUGGGGAGUGCAACAGAGCCUAA